AUGGCCAUGAGAAGAGUAACGACGGUCUUGAGCCUGGCUGCUGGCUUCAUUGGCCUUGCAGAUGCGGCCGAUGUCUCUGUUCGUACUUACAAUGCGCCGGGACACACAGAUGCGGAUACGCAUCUUGCUAUUCGAAGAGGGCUCGCUGAGGCGAGACAUCAAAAGAUAGAGGAUUUGAAGGGCAAUGUAACCUUCGACAGGAGCUGGGACGGAGCCGUUCUGCUCAAGUACGGUGCAUCCGAAUCCGUUGAGACAGACAACGGGAACGCCUCAGCUGCUGUAUCCGCAGCUGUUGAAAUCACCUGCACAACAUGCUACGUCAAAGGCAUCGCAAGCGCAGGCCUCCAUAUCGCCGACGACUUUGAUGCCGGCGAAGCGCUCAACAAGACCGUCUCUUCCGUCUUCAACACAGUCGACAACUUCACGCAAGAGGUCGAGGACUACUUUGAGGACUACUUCAAAGGCGUCGCGAAGAAUCUCGACGACGGCAUCGACUGGCACGACUUUGCGUUCCCGCCGCUCAAUUACAGCUUCGACAUGGACAUUGCGCCCAUCGACGAUGUCACGCUAAAUUUCAUGUUCGACGACAUGGAGCUAUAUCUCGAGCUCAACACGGUCCUAGGCGCAGGCGCAACGUACGAACUCAACCUCUUCACUUCCAACACGCCCAUCGGCGUCGCCGUAGGCAAAAACCUCACUCUCGGUGUCGUCUUUAAAGUUGAUCUCCUUCUCUCCGUCCAGGGUGAGAUCGACAUCAGCAGCGGCCUGCACAUCAAGCUAGACGACGGAGUAGGCAUCGACAUCGCGCUUUUCAGCGACUCCGUCUCCAACAUCGUCUUCAACGGCGGCCAAUUCGAGUUCCUCCCCGUCACCAUCGAGAAAGCAGGCGUCGUCCUCUCCGCCAUCCUCCGCAUAGGAAUCCACUCUGGCAUCGCCGUCACAGCCCCAGGCGUCCCUGAUGUAACCAUCUUCAACACCACCCUCGGCACCCCCGAAGUAGCCGGCGGUAUCGAAGUAGGCGUUUACGCCAACCUCGCCGAGUUCACCACCAACGUCACGCUCGCGCCCGCAGACGCAGACUGCGAAAUCCACGUCUUGCAAAAAUACCAGAUGGCGCUUGGUGCGGUGGCAGGCGCGAGCAUCGUCUUCGACACAGAUACCUGGGGCCCCGUCGCAGCGACUAGCAUCCCCAUCUGGACGACUGCCCUCGCGGAAGUCUGCGCCCACAAGCCCACUUCGCCUCCCAGCGUGACCGCCUCGCCUACACCCACCACAAAGCCUGACAAGCGUGCCGACGAGGCUUCUGAGACUGUAACCAAGAAGACGCAAAUCACGCACACGGGCGUCCAGUGCCAGACGUCCGUCAUAGGAAACUGUCCCAAUAGCCUACAGCUCACAACGCAGACCGUCGAAACGCGCACGCUUACUACCGUCGUUCCCUCCGGCGCGGACGUAACGUGGCCAGUUACCCCAGGCGUGACUGAUAAAGUUGUAAAAACGCAAGACUUCGGUGACAACGCUUUGAGCUUCUCGAGCACGAGCGGGAGUCCCGUUAGUUACACUGCGCCGCCUACACCUACUGCAUCGAAAGACGACGGCGAUAAGGAUGUAGGCGCUAAGGCGAGCGAGAUUGUGAACGGCAAAACGGGCGGGGUGUCUAAUAAGGUUAUUAUUGGGGUGUCUGUUGGUGUGGGCCUGUUCGUCAUCUUUGCUAUCGUCGCGGCGGUUGUACUCAUGCGUCGCAAGAAAGCCUACAAUGCUGUUCCCGCGCCGAGCUUCGCGCCUAGCAACUUUGUCGCGGAGCCGUACCAGCGGGUUGGGAGUCGUGGAGGGGGCAGUGGAGAUGGGUUUGAGCCGUAUCGGUGGGAGAAUAAAAAUAAGGGGAAGGUUAGUGUUGACAUUACGGAGAUUCGGCGAUGA
Didymosphaeria variabile is the source of this 1920-nucleotide messenger RNA. RefSeq lists its product as uncharacterized. Lineage: Eukaryota; Fungi; Ascomycota; Dothideomycetes; Pleosporales; Didymosphaeriaceae. The record is from RefSeq and is a predicted model, not a curated record. The coding region runs from base 1 to 1920 and encodes 639 amino acids. The transcript is spliced from 3 exons.